UCAAAAGGUCAUAGAGACAAUGAUGACAUCACAACAUUUCCCCUGACUCAUGGGAGGUACAGAGUCACCAGCUGUGGACACCAAACUCUGAAGAUCAUAUAUUACCAAGCUACAAAAAAGACAGCGAGUGUAAUGAAGGAAGAUGUUAAGGUCCCGGCUGCACAAUGUCUCAGUGAAAGGCAGCAACAGCAAAGCACUUUUCGACAGGGAUAUGGGACCUUUGCAGAGUCAGCUGUGCCAGGGGGAAUAUGCCUUACUCAAGCUUGCCCCUAUGUUGGAAAGCGAAUUUGUACAGAUUAGCAAGCGAGGGGAGGUGAUCGAUGUUCACAACCAAGUGCAGACUGUAACAGUUGGAGUUGCCUGCACCAGCCCCAACCUCAAGGUCCCCAACAUCUUGCUUCUGGCUCGCCCCAUCUUGUCCCCGGAAGAGCCCCUGCCAAAGUUGAAGUCUUUCCUCCACCCUCGUGCACCACCCAAGAAAUAUGAACUCACCCGGCUUCUCCCUCUGAGCUUUGUCAAGAUCUCAGUGCAUAAUGUAGAGAAGAAGCAGCUACGAUUCAAGCUGGCAAGUGGUCGAACUUUCUACUUGCAGCUCUGUCCCCAGCCAGGUGUACAGGAGGAUGUUUUUGGACUAUGGGUCAAGGUAGUCAACAUGCUGCGACCUGCCUCAGACACAAGAUCUGAGCUGAAACACAAAGUCAAAGAUCCUGGGGGGCAAGAGGAACUGCCACCCCAAGAGCCACAGUCACCUUUUCCCUAUUUCCCCCCGAGCCCACCUGGAUCCAUAAACCUGGAAGAAACAGUGAGCAUCCGGAGUGUAUAUUCACCUGAACUGCCCAGCCCUGUACCGGAAGACACUCGGAGCAGGCAGAGUGCAGCUUUGUCCAUGGCAAGCCAGCCCAGUUACCAUCCUCCUAUCCACUCUCCUGUUGUCAGCGAAGGAAGGACAUCUGAGUUGGAGAACUACCCUCUCCCAGAGCGGAGGGAGUCGGUAGAGUCUUUUGAGCGACCCCUUAGUCCCCAAAGCCAGGACAGUGAGGACGAGCCUGAGAGCAGCCCGAUGUCAAGCAGGAAAACCAAUAAGAGUAGCAGAGCAAGUCGGUCUAGGAAGUCUUCCAGAAGAGGUACAACCCGGAAGCCCAGCAAGAUUGUCUCCCUCAUCAGGUCCUGCUCUUGGGGGAGCCGUCGGAGGAGCAAGAGCCGAGAGGUCAAGAUCCGAGGCAAAGGAAAGAAACGCUGAACAGACUCAAAGGGAGC
Molecule: messenger RNA, 1257 nt
Organism: Sceloporus undulatus (fence lizard)
Lineage: Eukaryota; Metazoa; Chordata; Lepidosauria; Squamata; Phrynosomatidae
Product: protein FAM71C-like
Exons: 7
Coding region: 143-1240 (365 amino acids)
Cellular component (GO): nucleus
Source: RefSeq, a predicted model, not a curated record